GGGUAAUCUUGGGGAUCACUUUCAAUGUGACACAACCAUUGUUGUUGAGUAUAAUAUAGUUAUAUCAAUUCUCAUAGGGGCCUCUUCGCAAUUACUACCUCCUGAUACAGAUUUGAAAUUUAGCCUCCGCAUACCAUUAAUGGCGUCUUCUUCCACUUCAUUCGUCCACAAGACAUUUAAGUAUGAUGUGUUUUUGAGUUUUAGAGGCGAAGACACUCGUAGAAGUUUCGUUGAUCAUCUUUACUAUGCUCUACAACAGAACGGCAUUCACACUUACAAAGACGACGAAAGAAUCAACAAGGGCAAAAAGAUCAGUGAUGAUCUCAUCGGAUCCAUAGAAGAUUCAAAGCUCUACAUCAUUGUUUUCUCAAAAAACUAUGCCUCUUCGACUUGGUGUUUGGAUGAGCUUGUGAAGAUAAUGGAAUGUCACAAAACCAACGAGCAUACCGCCUACCCAGUCUUCUAUGAUGUGGAACCAUCAGAAGUCCGCAGACAAAGUGGGGCAGUUGAAAAAGCCUUUGCCGAUCAUGAAAAUGAAGAGGCCGCAGAGAAGUGGAGGGGUGCUCUAAAAGAAGCAGCGGAUCUGGCUGGAUGGGAGUUGAAGAACACUGCCGAUAGACAUGAAGCGAAAUUCAUCCAAAAAGUUGUUGGAGAGAUUUCACUAGAGUUACGAUCCAUCAAUUUUAGCUUUGAUGAGAAAUUGGUAGGCAUGGAGACCCGAAUCUGUGAUGUUUUAUCAUCUCUAGAUACUAGUUUGAAUGAUGUUCGCAUGAUCGGGAUCAAGGGAAUGGGAGGUGGUGGGAAGACAACUUUGGCCAGAGCUGUUUUUGAUCAAAUAUCCUUUCAAUUCGAAGGUGCAAGCUUCGUUGAGAAUGGCAUCUCUGUUAGUAGUGUUUAUGACGGAAAAAACAAGAUGAAGAGGAGGAUGCCUGGUAAAAAGGUUCUUCUUGUUCUAGAUGAUGUGGAUCAUUUAGAGCAGCUUGAGGCCUUAGCCGGUGAGACAAAUUGGUUUAAGCCAGGAAGCAGAAUUAUCAUUACAACAAGAGAUGAGCAAGUGCUCGUGGCACAUGGAGUGAAGUCGAUUCAUAACGUCGUGUUGUUAUUGGAUGAGGAAGCAAUUUGCCUCUUUAGUAAGUAUGCAUUUGGGAGAAUGAAUCCAAAUCCAGGGUAUGAAGAGCUAUCACAACAAGUUGUGCAUUAUGCUGCUGGGCUUCCGUUAACGAUCAAAGUUCUGGCUUCGUUUCUUUGUGGUAAAAAUGAGCUUGAAUGGAUAGAUGCCCUAGAAAGACUUAAAACAAUUCCGUUAAUGGAAACUCUGCAAAAGUUGGAAAUAAGCUAUAUCAGUCUAGAGGAGGAUUACAAGGAAAUAUUCCUUAAUGUUGCAUGCAUACUGAAAGGACAGUCAAAAGCCUUAGCAAUCAAAACGCUUGAAAGCUGUGGAUUUCAUGCUAGAAAUGGUUUAAGAGUUCUUGAGCAAAAAUCUCUCAUAGCUGUUAAUGCUAGAUAUGGUUUAAGAGUUCUGGGAAUGCAUGAUCAUAUUGAAGAAAUGGGCAAGAAUAUUGUUCGUCGUUCGCAUCCUGAUAAGCCUUAUAAACAUAGUCGAUUGUGGAUUGGCAAGGAACUUGAAGAUGUAUUGACUAAUGACUUGGGUACUAAAGCAACAAGAUAUAUAUUGUUCAACGGGUGUAAACUCAGUCCGGAAAUUGUGAUGAAAGGUCUUAGAAAGAUGAAGGAACUUAGAUUUCUUGGUGUGUCAACGCCAUUUAUUGAUGCAAAUACAAGUGAUUGUUCUCAUCAAAAAUGGAAGUUUGAUAAAUUGAACGCUUUAAGAUAUAUGCGUUGGAGCUAUUACCCUUUUAGGUAUUUACCCAAAACAUUUCAAGGAGAAAAUCUUGUUGCACUUCAGAUUACUCACAGCAGAAUGGUACAACUUUGGGAAGGAGAAGAAAGAAAGGUUCUUCACAAGCUCAGAUUCCUUGAGGUAAGGGAUUCAAUGUUAAGGACCCUUGAUCUUGGGCUUACUCCAAAUAUCGAGACACUGAAUCUUACAGGAUGCAAUGAGUUGGUUGAAGUUCACAUGCAUACUGAAUGUGUAAAGCUCAUAAGCAUUGAACUCAGUUGUUCGAUGUUGAGGACCCUUGUCCUUGGGUCAGCUCCCAAUCUCGAGUGGUUAUACCUUGACGAUUGUUCGGAUUUGAUAGAACUUCAAAUGCCUGGUAGAGCUCCAAAUCUGAGAUACCUCCAACUAUGGGAUUCAAAGUUGAGGACCCUUGACAUUGGGCUGACUCCGAAUCUUGAGUUUUUAGAUCUUAGAAAUUGUCAUGAUUUGGAGAAACUUUACAUGGCUGAUGAAUGUCAAAAGCUCAAAUCGCUUUACAUUAAUUGUUCAAGCUUGAGGAACUUUGACCUCAGGAUGACUCCUAAUCUUGAGAUGUUAGAUCUUAAAAAUUGUUCUGAUUUGGAAGAACUUCACAUGGCCAAUGGAUUUCAAAAGCUCACAUCCCUCAAAAUUAGUGGUUCAAAGUUUAGGAACCUUGACCUCAGGCUUACUCCAAAUCUCAAGAUGUUAGAUCUUAAAAAUUGUUCUGAUUUGGAAGAACUUCACAUGGCCAAUGGAUUUCAAAAGCUCACAUCCCUCAAAAUUAGUGGUUCAAAGUUUAGGAACCUUGACCUCAGGCUUACUCCAAAUCUCAAGACGAUAGAUCUUAAAAACUGUUCCAAUCUUCUAGAACUUCAUGUGGCCGAUGAAUGUCUCAAAAAGCUUGUCUACUUAGACUUAAGUGGUUGUUUGAGGUUUAAAUCUUUUAAGUUUGAAAUAAAGAAUGAUGGUUCUUGUAGAAAGGAUUAUUCUUUUUGUAGCCAUGAUGAACCACUUAAGGUUGUUCCUUUAGCUAAUUUGUAUAUGAUUGCGGAGUCCCUAGAUGAAUGCCCAGUUCACCCCGAAAAUAAAUUUCCAAAGUUUCAGUUUUUAUGUUUGUAUGCUGAAGAUCAACCCUUAUUUACAAGAAACCUUGGAAACCUGAUUUCCUUAGGUCUGUGUCCUUGCACAAACCUUGAGAUAUUUUCUAGAAGCAUUUGUGGGUUACAACAUCUAAGAGAGCUUACACUCCAAGGCAGUCUUCCAGAGGUUCCCAAGGAGCUUGACCAGCUAGAAUGUCUAGAAAGGCUACAUCUGUAUGAUACAAAUAUUAAAGAUCUUCCUGAUACCAUUUGUAAGCUGAAACAUCUUGAAUCUCUCAAUCUUGGUUAUUGUCCAUUGCUUGAGAAGUUACCUGAUGAUCUUGGCCGAUUAGAAUGUUUAAAGGAGAUAACUUUGAUAGGUGCAAAGAUUAAAGAUCUUCCUGAUAGCAUUUGCAUGUUGAAAUAUCUCGAAUCUCUCAAACUCCCUGGUUGUUCAUUGCUUGAGAAGUUACCUGCUGAUCUUGGCCAUUUGGAAUGUCUGGAGAAUCUCGAACUCAACCAUUGCAGGUUUUUACCAGAUAUCCCAGACAGCAUCUGUAAGAUGAAGUGUCUAAAAUAUCUCUGUCUGUACUCUUGUAUUCAACUUGAGAAAUUGCCUGAGGAAUUUGAGCGUUUAGAAUGUUUAGAAAAGUUAGAUUUAAGAGGUACGAGCAUAAGAAAUCUUCCGGAGAACAUCUUCUUCUUGAAAGGGCUACGUAUUAUUGGGUCAAGAGGGCUGCUUCAGUCAUCUGGUUUUAGAUCCGAGAUACGAAGCUUAGACUCAGGGAAUUUCAACUAUGUGGAUCUCUACUUUCUUUGUUUUGUAUUGGUUAUCUUACUUUGGGUAGCAUAUAUGUCGUUUCUGUUAAAUUUGGAGCUUAAGUGUACCAUGUCAGAAUUCAAGAAUGAGAUGUUAACCUCCUAA
Messenger RNA from Lactuca saligna, 3865 nucleotides. The record is from the annotation of a GenBank genome assembly. Lineage: Eukaryota; Viridiplantae; Streptophyta; Magnoliopsida; Asterales; Asteraceae.